GCAGGCUCUGCCUCUCUUUCUUUCUCUCUCUCUCCCUCCGAUUAGCCUUGGGAUUUGCUUCUGCGUUUAACUGGUCGAUUCAGACUUAUUGAAAUGGAAAAAGGCAGUGGUUGUUGCUUCUCUGCAAUGACAUCGAAUGCUACCAUCCUUGUUCUUGUUACCAUCAUCACCGUAAUAUCGACUCGUGUUCUAUAUAUUAUGUAUCAAAGCGGCAAACCAUUGCACAAUACUGCUCCACAAUCCGUCAGUACCCUCAUUGUUCUAGGUUCAGGGGGUCACACAGCUGAGAUGCUAAAUCUCUUAUCCAUGCUGCAGAAAGACAGAUUUACACCUAGAUUCUACAUUGCUGCUGCCACUGAUAAUAUGAGUCUUCAAAAGGCACAUUCGAUGGAGAAAUCCUUAGUUGAUAUGACGGGGGAUGAGGCGCUUGAGAGUGCUCAGUUCAUGCAGAUCUAUCGAAGCCGGGAAGUUGGUCAAUCAUAUGUAACUUCUGUGGGGACUACCAUCAUUGCUAUUGCCCAUGCCCUAUGGAUAAUGAUUAAAAUCAGACCUCAAGUGAUUCUAUGCAAUGGUCCUGGGACUUGUCUUCCUCUAUGUGUAAUUGCAUUCCUUUUUAAGGUAGUGGGGAUUAGAUGGUCAUCUACAUUUUAUGUUGAGAGUAUAGCAAGGGUGAGGAGGCUCUCUUUAAGUGGCUUGCUUCUAUACAAGUUACGCAUGGCUGAUCAAUUCUUUGUGCAGUGGCCACAACUACAGAAGAAAUAUCCUCGAGCUCACUAUGUUGGUUGUCUCAUGUAGUUGAUUUUGGGUACUCCCUUUAACCUGCAACUUUUUGCAGUAUAAUCUGAAUCUUUGAAGUUUAAUCUUCUGUAUGCUCACUCUCUCUCCUCCCACCACUUUCCCUUCCAAAAAAAGAGGAGGAAAAAACAAAAAAGAAGUCCAAAUUACGUCUGUUUUAGUUCUAUAUCUCAAACAGAAGCUACUACAAUAUUCUGAAACUGAAAAAAGUAGGUGUUCUGUGGGUCUUAUCUUAUUUGGAGGAAAGAGUGAUGACCCUGUAAAGCUCUUUGUAAGGCAAGUAUGAUGAUGACCCUGUUGAACAACUAAGUUUAUGUUUUAUUUUAUAUAACAAAUGCAUUUUUUUAACACAA
Messenger RNA from Vitis riparia (riverbank grape), 1148 nucleotides. RefSeq names its product UDP-N-acetylglucosamine transferase subunit ALG14 homolog. The record is from RefSeq and is a predicted model, not a curated record. The transcript has 7 exons. Bases 94 to 795 code for a protein of 233 amino acids. Gene Ontology annotation, cellular component: UDP-N-acetylglucosamine transferase complex. Lineage: Eukaryota; Viridiplantae; Streptophyta; Magnoliopsida; Vitales; Vitaceae. Gene Ontology annotation, biological process: dolichol-linked oligosaccharide biosynthetic process.